AUGCACAACGCGUCAUUUUCGGAGCUGGGGCCAGCCAACACGUCGUGCUUGAGCCCUGCGCUGGGCUGCCCCAACGCAUCGAGCCCGCCGCCGCUGCCGCCACUGCCUCAGCCGCUGGCGGUGGCGGUGCCCGUCGUCUACGCGGUUAUCUGCGCGGUGGGGCUGGCAGGCAACUCGGCAGUGCUGUACGUGCUGCUGCGGGCGCCCCGCAUGAAGACCGUCACCAACCUGUUUAUCCUCAACCUGGCCAUCGCCGACGAGCUCUUCACGCUCGUGCUGCCCAUCAACAUCGCUGACUUCCUGCUGCAGCGGUGGCCCUUUGGGGAGCUCAUGUGCAAGCUCAUCGUGGCCAUCGACCAGUACAACACGUUCUCCAGCCUCUACUUCCUCACGGUCAUGAGCGCCGACCGCUACCUGGUAGUGCUGGCCACCGCCGAGUCACGCCGGGUGGCUGGCCGCACGUAUAGCGCCGCGCGCGCAGUGAGCCUGGCCGUGUGGGGACUCGUGACGCUGGUCGUGAUGCCCUUCGCGGUCUUCGCCCGGCUCGACGACGAGCAGGGCCGGCGCCAGUGCGUGCUGGUCUUCCCGCAGCCAGAGGCCUUCUGGUGGCGGGCGAGCCGCCUCUAUACGCUUGUGCUCGGCUUCGCCAUCCCGGUGUCCACCAUCUGCGUUUUCUACAGCAUCCUGCUGUGCCGACUGCGCGCCAUACGGCUGGACAGCCAAGCCAAGGCUCUGGAUCGCGCUAAGAAGCGGGUGACUCUAUUGGUGGUGGCUAUCCUCGCCGUGUGCCUCCUCUGCUGGACUCCCUACCACCUGAGCACCGUGGUGGCGCUCACUACUGACCUCCCUCAAACGCCUCUUGUCAUCGCGCUCUCCUACUUCAUCACCAGCUUGAGUUACGCCAACAGCUGCCUCAACCCCUUUCUUUAUGCCUUCCUGGACGACAGCUUCCGUAGGAGCCUUCGCCAGCUGCUGGCCUGCCGGGCUGCCGCUUAA
Enhydra lutris kenyoni (northern sea otter) is the source of this 996-nucleotide messenger RNA. RefSeq names its product neuropeptides B and W receptor 1. Gene Ontology annotation, biological process: neuropeptide signaling pathway. The transcript has a single exon. NCBI's taxonomy places the organism in Eukaryota, Metazoa, Chordata, Mammalia, Carnivora, Mustelidae. The coding region runs from base 1 to 996 and encodes 331 amino acids. The record is from RefSeq and is a predicted model, not a curated record. Gene Ontology annotation, cellular component: neuron projection; membrane. Gene Ontology annotation, molecular function: neuropeptide receptor activity; neuropeptide binding.